Pyricularia grisea is the source of this 3060-nucleotide messenger RNA. RefSeq lists its product as uncharacterized. The coding region runs from base 855 to 2018 and encodes 387 amino acids. NCBI's taxonomy places the organism in Eukaryota, Fungi, Ascomycota, Sordariomycetes, Magnaporthales, Pyriculariaceae. The record is from RefSeq and is a predicted model, not a curated record. The transcript is spliced from 6 exons.
GCCAGCAGCACCGUGCCCGCGCCCUAUCACAUUUGACAGUCGUUACUUGUGCUAUCUAUCUCCUGCCGCCUGCUGCCCACCGUGCGCCCACACCCUUCUCACCCUAAGUCCCAUUUCCCUCUUCUAUUUGUACCCAUGUACUCUCUUACUCCAGUCCCAUCCACCAAAUCCCGAGCUUGCAUCCCUUCCAAUUCCACCCUCCCCGGAGCCUGUUGUGGGUUCGGUUCGUUCACAAGUCUCCCCGUUCCGCGCGCGCCGCCUCAAGCUUUGACGUACCCAUAUCCGAGACCCGACCGUCAGACCGAUCGACCGAACGAGCAGGCGACAGAUAAUUAAGCCAGCAAGCAAGCCAGCGAAUCUAUCUGCCUGCCCUACUUGUUCGAGCGAGCCGUUGCACCCCUCAUAUACGUGACAGGUCGCACCACUUUCCCGCCCAAGCAGGCUGAUUGCGGUCAGUGGCAGGACAUCACGUCCUGCCCCCCCCCGUAGCUCGGGUCCAUCGCCUUGCAGUGGUUUCGCGGUUGGCCAACGGUCGAGUCUACUUUCCGACCCCUCCGAUACGGUUCAUCGGUGCCAACCGAAUACGAAGGCUUCUUUGUCACCUGCUUGCCCGCCGCUGGUUGCCUCGUGUUUUCGCUGUUGCCUUGUCUUUCCCUGAUUCCCGCGCCGUGCCUAGCGACAAACCGCGGCUACGUGGUCGCGUCGCAUCGUGCCAAGCACCUGGCCGUCUCGAUUUCAUCCCUACCCGGGUCUCUUUACCAGCCUGAGGUGUUGCCAGGGCCUUUCAUAACCGUCGGGAUACGUACCUUACUUGUCCCGCCUUGCGCGCGCGCACCACCCAAGCUGUCGCCCCAAUGCCCAAGCCCAAGAUGAGCAGGGCAGCCGAAGUUGUGCAGCCGCCACCGCAGCAGCAGCAGCAGUCGCAGCCAUGGGGAGCUCCCCAACACCCAUCGCAUAUUCCAAAUAUACCCGGCACCAUUCAACCAAUGCAGGCCCAUAACCAAUCACCAUUUGCUAACAACCCUUGGUAUAGCCCUCAAGGCCACCCUGGCUACCCCCAGGCAGACAUGUCACGUCGAAAUGACCAGCAGAUGGACUACCGCUAUACCACAGCCCCAUCACAGCAGCCUCAGCAGCAGCAGCAGCCGCCUCAACAGCACCACCCCGGCGCGGCACAGCCACCGAUGAAUGUUGCCCAACAGCAGCAGCAGCAACAACAUCAGGCGCAGCAUGGUCAGCAUCCCUCUAUGCUUCAGGGUCAACACCCACACCAGCAACAGCACGCACAGCCUCAGCCCCACCAGUCGCCGCAGCAGCAUAUCCAGCAGCAUGGUAACGCUGUCCAACAGUCGCCUCAGGCGGUUCAACAGCAGCAGCAGCCACAGGCGCAACCCCAGCAGCAACAGCCCCCCGCGCCCCAGCAGCAACAACAGCAGGUGACUCCGACGCCUGCUCCAGCUCCGGCUCCGACUCCUCGUCAGCGAAAGCGACCUGCCCCCUCGUCGAAGGCCGUCACGGCUGCGGCCCCCGCUGCCGGCGCUACUAUGUCCAAUGCGCCGGCCACAGGGGCACCGCCGCAAUCACCCGCAGUUUCCACUUCGGCAAUCUCGGCCCCGCCUGCGCCCACUGCAACGGCCAUCAAGCCACCACCUGCCGACGAGGCAAAUGCUGCCCCGCAGCCUCCGCCUGCCAAGAAGAGCCGAACCAAUACACCCUGGACGGCGGCCGAAGAGCACAUGUUGAAGCAGAUGAGAGACCAGGGACUUAGUUGGGCAGAAAUUGCAAAGUCCUUUCCACAGCGCACCGAAGGGAGUGUGAAGAAGCAUUGGUACAAGGAUAUGCACUACGCAGAAUUCGCAGAGAACGAGAGCCAAGAUCUGCUGAACGCGAUCAAAGAAUACGAGUCGAACAAGUGGAAGACGAUUGGCCAGAAGGUUGGCAAGCCUGCCAAGGCUUGUGAGCAGUACGCCAAGGAACACUUUCCCGAACUGUUCCCUAACUCGGGCAAGUCGAGAUAAGCUUGUUCCUGGUAGUUCUAGACUAUUGCCAGCCAGUGUCCCUUUCGGAUCUGGUUCAGUCAGCUAUGGCAAAGAGUCACACUGCGUACGGCAGAUACAUCAUCACCCCUAGCGACUCGGAGUUUGGCGUCGCCUGGAUGAGAUAUUUGCCAUUAUGGUCGACACUGUCGUUCUAAUACUAGCGAUACCCGGCACUAUCGCCAUGCUUUUUUUUUCAGUUUCACAUUUUUUUAUACUGCGCUCCUAGAUAUAAGCUUGGUCAUGAUAUCUCACGAUAUGAGCUUGCUUCCGCAUUCGAUUUUUUGCCUUGAUUUGGAUCAAUGGUCCUGGGCAAAACUUUGAAUCUUUCUGGGUCGGUUUUCUUGAAAAUUACUUAUCGAUUAGUCUUUCGGACUAGUCUUGUUCCCAGGGUCUUUGCGUAUCAGUCGCGCAAGACUUGGUUACUUCACUUCUAUGAUAACGGCCUCACGUACUUUGUUAUUUAACUACAAAGCGUUGGUGCGGAGUUUCUUCAGGACCCAUCCUGGUUUAUUUUUACUUUUGUUGAUUUCACAGUCGGUCAUGGGCGUCGAGAAGCGAUUGAUGGCGCACACAGGUGGCCUGAUAACUAUCAUGCAUCUUUGGAAGGCUGGCAGGCACUGUGUUUGUUGGGUGAAAGUGUUGGCCAACAGAAGAUCGACAGACAAGGAAAGAGAUAGUGUAGUGUGUCUUCAAUCCUGAGGUUGUAUCUGUGGGCGGCGUUUGCGGGCCAUGUCAAUGAGGUUAGGGGUUCGGUCCAUGGGGACGCGACAACUGGUUUCGUGUGAUGAUACAAGAAAAUCUCCUUGCGUGUCUGUCUUGUCAUUUUGUUGUGUGAAGACAGCUGGCCAUACCCUACAUGGUAAUGACAGCUAGGUUGGAGGAACACGAGGGGAGAAGAAACAAGAAGGUCUUGGACAUUGCGGUAAGGAUCACGUAUCAAGAUACUGCCAAUAAUAAUGGAAAGGGAGCAUUGAUGGAACAGCAAGGUAGACUCUUUAGGAUACGAGAAUUUAUGAUUGAG